AUGACUAAAGGAGCUGUUGUGAACGGCAUAGUACCGGUAAAAGGCGCGAAAGGUCACCCAGGAGAUACUGGUGAUAAGGAGCUACCAGGCCCAAUUGAUAGACAGCUGGAUAAGUGCUCAAGUGACACUCCACUGCUUCCGAAUUUUAAGAAAGCUCGUGAUGAUUUGAAUGGAUUUUUACAAGACUCUGCAUCUUUCAACAAGAGAAUAAUUUCAAUCGCAAAGAAUCUGGAAGGCAUUAAAAAUCGUUUUGGGAAGACUAUGAAUCGACACAUCCUGCAUAUGUUGAAUUCAGGUCUGUAA
Helobdella robusta is the source of this 303-nucleotide messenger RNA. RefSeq lists its product as hypothetical. The record is from RefSeq and is a predicted model, not a curated record. Bases 1 to 303 code for a protein of 100 amino acids. The transcript is spliced from 2 exons. NCBI's taxonomy places the organism in Eukaryota, Metazoa, Annelida, Clitellata, Rhynchobdellida, Glossiphoniidae.